Molecule: messenger RNA, 2186 nt
Organism: Cylas formicarius (sweet potato weevil)
Lineage: Eukaryota; Metazoa; Arthropoda; Insecta; Coleoptera; Brentidae
Exons: 6
Coding region: 21-2141 (706 amino acids)
Cellular component (GO): lysosome
Molecular function (GO): cysteine-type endopeptidase activity
Source: RefSeq, a predicted model, not a curated record
UAUUAUAACUUGAUAGGAAAAUGCACACCUUGGAAGUGUUCCUGCUGCUGAUCGUAGCUGCCUCCGCUUCUCUUUCACCGGACUUACAUCCGUUGUCUGACGAGUACAUAGCACGUAUAAACUCUAUCCAGACGACAUGGGAGGCUGCUAAAAACUUUCACAUCGAAGACUGGGACAGGGUAAAGAAGAUCGCGUCGGGUACUUGGAAAACACCAGACUCGAUUAAACGCGUUGACAAAGUCGAUGAUGCAUCAGAAAGCGUUCCAGAGUCAUUUGACGCCAGAGACGCUUGGCCGGAGUGUGUGGAAUUCAUCGGUCAAAUUAGAGAUCAGUCAGCUUGUGGCGCCUGCUGGGCGUUUGCUGCGGCUGAAGCAAUGUCAGACAGAUUAUGCAUCCAUUCCAACGGCACGGUCAGGAAGUACAUAUCUGCAGAAGAUUUAAGCUCAUGCUGCGACUACUGCGGUGACGGUUGCAACGGAGGAAUUCCUUACAACGCUUGGGCCUACUGGGAAGACUCGGGCAUCGUCAGCGGCGGUUUGUACCAAUCCAAUCAGGGUUGUAAGGACUUUUCGUUGGCCCCUUGUGAACAUCAUAGCGGAACGGACAGCAAGGUAUCGUGCGAGGACUUAACCGGUUAUAAUACUCCGGAGUGCGUCAGGAGUUGCUACGAUACCUCGAUCGACUAUGAAAGCGAUCUGACCUACGGGCAAGAACCCAUUUUUCUUUGGGACGAGAAACAAAUUCAGCUAGAAAUUUACAAGAAUGGACCAGUGGAGGCAGGAUUUACAGUGUUCGAAGAUUUUCUCAGCUACAAAAGUGGAAUUUACCAACCCACCACAGAGAAGAUGGUUGGCGGCCACGCAGUAAAAAUCAUCGGGUGGGGGGAGGAAGAUGGCGUCAAGUAUUGGCUGAUCGUGAACUCUUGGAACAGCGACUGGGGUACCGACGGAUACGUCAAGUUUAUUCGCGGCGAAGACAGUUGCGGCAUCGAGAGUGAGGUCACUGCCGCUUUGCCGAGAGUAUAUAAGAAGCAGCGAAAAUUAGACGCACUUAGACCCAACACUGGUGAGCAUCAAUGUCACGUUAAAACAAUUAGACACUUUUAUUGGUUUCAUUUGCAGAUGCCAAGAAGCAGCCCAAACAUGAAAUAUUUGGGGGCGGUUCUUCUCCUCGUCGCCACCGCGAGCGCCACUCCGGUAGCCAACCUACAUCCAUUGUCGGAUGAAUACAUUGCGCAUAUCAAUUCCAUCCAAAACACCUGGAAGGCAGGCAAAACCUUUGACGUCGAAGAAUGGGACAGGGUAAAGAGGAUCGCAUCCGGUGCUUGGAAGAAACCGGUAUCCGUCCAGCUAGACAGAAACGUCCACGAUGAAUCUCGAGACAUUCCAGAAUCGUUUGAUUCACGAGAGGCCUGGCCCCAGUGCGCCGAAUUUAUUGGACAGAUUAGGGAUCAAUCAUCCUGCGGUGCCUGCUGGGCAUUUGCUGCUGCCGAAGCUAUGUCAGACAGGAUUUGCAUCCACUCCAAUGGUACGGUCCGAAAACACGUCUCUUCCGAAGACUUAAACUCCUGCUGCCUUUACUGCGGCGACGGUUGCGACGGAGGUUACCCAUAUGAAGCCUGGUACUACUGGCAGAAGACCGGAAUCGUGACCGGUGGUCUUUAUGAAUCCAACCAGGGUUGCAAAGACUACUCUCUUGAACCCUGCGAGCACCACACCACCGGCAACAGAGUCGCUUGCUCAGAAUUGGAAUUCAACACUCCUAGAUGCGUUAAAAGCUGCUACGAUUCGUCUAUCGACUACCAACAGGACCUGACCUUCGGCCAAACGGUCAGAGAAUUCACCAACGAGAAACAAAUCCAAUUGGAAAUCCUCUCAAACGGACCGGUAGAGGCUGGAUUUACCGUGUAUGAAGAUUUCUUGACUUACAAGAGCGGUGUGUAUCAACCCACUACGAGAAAUGUUGUUGGUGGACAUGCAGUAAAAAUCAUCGGUUGGGGUGUGGAGAAGGGUGUCAAGUAUUGGUUGAUCGCCAACUCCUGGAACACCGACUGGGGUACUGACGGAUACGUGAAAUUCAUCCGUGGAGUCGACAGCGGUGGCUUGGAGAGCGAGGUCGUAGCCAGUUUGCCCAAGUUUUAGGCGCUUAAAGUGAUACUUUGUUCAGUACAAAGUGCAAAAAUUAAA